Acipenser ruthenus (sterlet) is the source of this 933-nucleotide messenger RNA. Its product is annotated as kyphoscoliosis peptidase-like. NCBI's taxonomy places the organism in Eukaryota, Metazoa, Chordata, Actinopteri, Acipenseriformes, Acipenseridae. The transcript has 7 exons. The record is from RefSeq and is a predicted model, not a curated record. The coding region runs from base 41 to 694 and encodes 217 amino acids.
UAGACCAAACUGAUAGCAGGUAAGGUAACAAUUACAUUAAAUGCACAUUUGGAAAUAUACUGAUUUCAGAGUUUUCCUGCAAAUCAAGACAGAUAACAUGAAUACCAGCCUGGAAAUCAAGCACCAAGAAAGUUUCAUCGAUUGGUGUCUAUUUUUCCUGAAACAUGAUGAUGUCUCUGCUAAGGUUAAAGAUACGAGUAUUGAAGACGUGGUCACCAAAUUGUGUCCUCCUGGAACUUUAGAGCAUCAGAAGGUCAAAGCAAUUUUUAAUUGGGUCUGUCACAACAUUGAAUAUGACCUGGAAGCCUUAAAAAAUACCAAGCUGAGAUCCACGGAUCCUGCAGAGAUAUUUAAGAGACGCAAAGGAGUUUGCUCUGGCUACUCGUGCCUUUUUGAAGAGAUGUGCAGAGUUGCCGGUUUGGAGUGUGUUCAGAUCAGUGGAGGUUGUGGAGAAAAUAAAAUCAAAGGGAAAUCCCGGCACAGCUGGAACGCAGUCCGCAUUAAUAAGGAGUGGAAACUUCUGGACCCCACCUGGGCGGCUGGCUAUGUCAACAGCGACCGGACAAAGUUUUUCUUUAAAUAUGAUGAGAAGUAUUUCCUUACCGACCCCAAAGUUUUCAUUGAGGAUCACUUUCCAGAUGACUCAAAGUGGACCCUGCUUCCAGAAACCUACCAAGUGGCCCGAGGAGCUUGAUGUGGUGGAACUAGAAGGAUAUACAUUAAGAUCAUUAGAAAAAAAGAAUCUGACCUUUUAAAAUGUGAUUAUAAAAUGACAAUUACAAAUUUCCUUCUCUGCUUGGCUGAAGACGACUCUGGUACAAAACCACUCAUUCAUCCGAUUAGUUUUAGUGCAUUUACUUUUUAUUCAUUCUUUUAUUAAUUUGCAAUUGAAACUAAUAAUUAAAAAAUAAACCAAAACAUUGUUUAAUGCUA